CAGACAAAGUUUCCUUUGGGGGCUGCCAGUGGGUUUUCUGUGGGGCAGCCAUGGGGCCGGGCCUGAUCCUGCCAGCGACUCUCCUGCCGAUGGUACAUCUUUGUCUCACCCUGGUCCAUGGAGUGGAAGGAAGACUCCCGCCCCCUGCCGCCCAUUUCCUGCACCAGUUCAAGCCCGAGUGCCGCUUCGCCAACGGGACGGCGGGCGAGGUGCGCUACCUGGAGAGGCACUUCUACGACCGCCAGGAGACCCUCCGCUUCGACAGCCGCCGCGGGACCUUCGAGGCCCUCACCGCGCUGGGCCGGCCGGAGGCCGACGCCUGGAACAGCCGCAAGGACAUCCUGGACAGCGCGCGGGGCGCCGUGGACUACUACUGCCGCUACAACUACGGGAUCUUCGAGGGCUUCUUCAGAACCAGGAAGGCUCAGCCCACAGUGAAAAUCUCCUUCACCAAGGCAGAGCCCCAGUCCCACCACAGCCUCCUGAUCUGCACCGCGGCAGGAUAUUAUCCCUCGGAGAUUAAUUUCAAGUGGCUGAAGAACGGGCAGGAGCAGACGGAGGGGGUGGGGUACGCGGAGGAGCUCCAGAACGGAGACUGGACCUUCCAGAACCAGGUGAUGCUGGAGACGGUGCCUGAGCGGGGAGACGUCUACGCCUGCAAAGUGGAGCACAGGAGUGUGGAGGAGCCCAUCACCGUGCAGUGGGAGCCACAGAGGUCAGACUCUGCCAACAGCAAAUUGUGGACGGGGGCCAUGGGAGGCCUGCUGGGGGUGGUCCUGGGGGUCGGGGGACUCUCCCUCUACCUGAAGAAGAAAAAAGCGCUUCCCGCCGCACCUGCUGCAGGGCUCAUGAGUCCGUCCUGAUGGCUGCAAAUCUUAUAUCCAGAAAAGGAUUUUCUUUAGCAAGCAAGAUGCUCGUGUUCUUCUACCACCUAUUCUACUGAUUCGCCUCCAACACACACGGGAAGUCAUCUGAGUUCAGGCCGUGUUGUGACUGUGUGUUGCUAAAAUCGCCCUUGGGGGCUGCUGGGGUGGCUGGCAAGUCCGUGAUUUCGCAAGAUCUCCCGCUAACAGCUGCUGCUGCAAACAGGCUACGAAAAGGCAUUUAUUAAUCUGCAUGGAUGACUUUAACUGGAGGAGCAGUGUCCCUUUUUAGUCUAUUUUAAAAGAAUACUUUAUAUAUA
Messenger RNA from Eublepharis macularius, 1183 nucleotides. Its product is annotated as H-2 class II histocompatibility antigen, E-S beta chain-like. Lineage: Eukaryota; Metazoa; Chordata; Lepidosauria; Squamata; Eublepharidae. The transcript is spliced from 6 exons. Gene Ontology annotation, biological process: immunoglobulin production involved in immunoglobulin-mediated immune response; peptide antigen assembly with MHC class II protein complex; immune response. Gene Ontology annotation, molecular function: MHC class II protein complex binding. The record is from RefSeq and is a predicted model, not a curated record. Gene Ontology annotation, cellular component: membrane; MHC class II protein complex. Bases 51 to 863 code for a protein of 270 amino acids.